Brassica napus (rape) is the source of this 1092-nucleotide messenger RNA. RefSeq lists its product as uncharacterized. Lineage: Eukaryota; Viridiplantae; Streptophyta; Magnoliopsida; Brassicales; Brassicaceae. The record is from RefSeq and is a predicted model, not a curated record. The coding region runs from base 1 to 1092 and encodes 363 amino acids. The transcript has a single exon.
AUGGUGCUUGAAAGAUGGACUGCUUCUCCUCCUGUGGACUUUCUGAACACAAUGGAGAUUUGGAUCCGUAUUCGGAAUAUUCCGCAGAUUCACUUCACGUCGGAAACUAUGUAUAAGCUUGCCUCGGAGAUAGGUAAAGUAGAGGUGAUUGCCUAUGAUCCAAAAGUAUCCCAUACUAAAGAGUAUAUCAGGGCAAAGAUUACUUUCCAUGUGGAUAACCCAGCUAAAGCGGCGAGGAAGUUGGCGCUGAAAUCAGGUGGAACUGUCACCACUGAAUAUGAUUAUGAAAAGAUUCAUAAACGUUGCUUUCACUGUCUGAGGCUAACACAUGAGAAGAUCCAGUGUCCUUUACUCAGAAAGGGGCAGAUAAAGUCUAAUGGUGGGAGCUCGAGUUCUGCGAUUAUCCCUAAUAAAAUUCCUAGUCUGCCUGCGGUGAUCAACCAAGCGAGAGGUGAAGCGUUGGUGGCUCCACCGGGUUUUGCACCCCUGUUCCCUGAACUAUCCCCUACUGACCAGAAGAUGGCUAUGCUCUACAUAUCUCAUUCUGAUGAGACUGAGCGCAAUGCAAGGAUCCUGAGGGUGCGACAGGGCAUUGAGGACAAUGCAAGAGAAUCGUCCUCGCGACUAAUAAAGAUUACGAAUGAGAUUGAUAAAGGCAAGGGUCAUGUUUUCCACUUCCCUGAAAACAUCAACUAUCAGGGAGAUAGUAGUAAGCUUUUUCGUGCUGGUGCUCAGCUGCUGCUUGGAAGUAUUGAAGAUGAAGCUGAAUCAUCUGCUAAAGCUCCUGAUACCAUGUCGGCCCCUAUCCUUGGGUCGUCAGGUUUUCAGCUUGGCCCCUCUUCGGAGGGGCGUGCUUCCGGAAACUUAAGCUUGGGCAAAGCUCCAAGGAUCCGGCCUCCAUAUUGGAAGAGGAAAGCAAACUCCACGAAAAGGAACUCUGUCGCUGGGCCUGCCUUGAAAGAUCAAGAUCAGACGGCUACAAAUGGUUCGAAGAGGAAGCAGAGUGAGUCAGCUUCGGCCGUGGACAACAAAACUCCAAAGUACACAAAUUCUUCGGUGGCUUCCGUAUUGAAGCCGCUGCAGCCGCAAUGA